This is a messenger RNA of Octopus bimaculoides (California two-spot octopus), 2063 nucleotides long. RefSeq names its product malonate--CoA ligase ACSF3, mitochondrial. Gene Ontology annotation, biological process: fatty acid metabolic process. The record is from RefSeq and is a predicted model, not a curated record. Gene Ontology annotation, molecular function: medium-chain fatty acid-CoA ligase activity. Lineage: Eukaryota; Metazoa; Mollusca; Cephalopoda; Octopoda; Octopodidae.
ACAAUAUAACAGUGUUAUUUGAUAGCUAACAUUUUGCUAAAAUAUUAAUACAUUUCUAACAAAUGUAGAAUGUCUUUGCUUGUUCUUAAGUCACAAAUUGAAAUAACUGAAGGGAUCUAGAGCUAUUAAGGUUGGGUGUUGCCUUUAUUCCUUGUUAUUUAUUAUUGUAAUAUUUAUUUGUUUAUCCAGAUGCCUUUGUAUGAAAUGUAGGUGUUGUAAAAAAAAUGCUAAGUUUUAGUAUUCCUUGAAAGAGUCUGAAUCUGAAAAUUAUUGUCUUCUUGAAUAUGGAAGAGAGUAAAUGUGCAUGACAAUCUUUCAAAGCUUAUUAAAAUUGUCUCUUUGUCUUUGCAGCAGUCUACUGAUUAAAGUAUGUUAUUGUUUCAGGGUGUGGUGCUAACUCAUGGCAACUUAACUGCUCAGAUAGAAGCUAUGAUAUACAGCUGGGGAUGGACAAGAAAUGAUGUUAUUUUACACACAUUACCACUACAUCAUGUUCAUGGCAUUGUUAAUGUACUUAUGACGCCAUUCCAUUGUGGUGCUACUUGUGUGAUGCUUACGAAAUUUGACCCACAAACGGUGUGGUCUCGGCUGCUGAACCCUGUUGGAGCCAAUGAUGGUCUAAGAAUUAAUUUAUUCAUGGCUGUACCUACUAUUUAUGCCAAGCUGAUUGAAAACUAUGAAUCAAAUAUGCGAAAUAACCAGGAAAAUAUGUACAUGGGAAAAUAUGUCAAAAACACCUGUCAGAAUCGUAUCAGGCUCAUGGUCAGUGGCUCAGCAUCAUUACCACAGCCGAUCAUGGAGCGGUGGGAAGAAAUCACUGGACAUCGAUUGUUGGAACGAUAUGGCAUGAGUGAAAUCGGGAUGGCUCUGACUAAUCCACUUGAUGGGCCCAGAAUUCCAGGUUCUGUCGGUCAUCCUAUGCCUUGGGUAGAAGUUUGCAUUGCAAAACCAAAUGUGUAUGCAAAAUGGGGUUAUGAUGUAAUUGCUCAGGGAAAUUCUUCAAAAACUGUGGUUUCUCCAGGAAUGGAGUCUGAACAAGGGGAGUUAUAUGUACGAGGACCCAAUGUAUUUAGUGAAUAUUUCCAACGACCUGAUGCAACAAAGAGAGCUUUUACAAAAGAUGGUUGGUUUAAAACAGGUGAUACAGCUAUUUAUGAAAAUGGUGUGUAUUCAAUAAUGGGACGUACUUCUGUGGAUAUUAUUAAGAGUGGAGGUUAUAAAAUAAGUGCUCUUUAUGUUGAGCGACACCUAUUAUCACAUCCACAAAUUACAGACUGUGCUGUGAUAGGACUUCCUGAUAUUACUUGGGGACAGCGUAUUGCUGCUGUCCUUGUUCUUAAAGAUGGUGCGGAUGAAAUGUCACUUGAGAAUUUACAGAGAUGGGCUGAAAAUCUUAUGCCUUACUAUCAAGUCCCUACAGUUGUGCGAUACCUUAAGGCCAUGCCUCGAAAUGCCAUGGGUAAAGUUAACAAAAAGGACAUUUUUGCAACUGUUUUCCCAGAGUUCAACAGGUCUUCAAGGACAAUAAGAUAAAAUAUUUUUCCUCCUUUUCUAUAAAUGGAAAUUAUUAACAAAUGAUUUUUGAAAAGGAAGUGAAACAAAGAUAUAGGUUUGGAAUUAGUAAGUGAUUUUUAUGACUAUUAUUGUAUUACAAAUGUAGAAACUGACCACAACUGGUUUAUUUGAUGUGGCAGUGUAGUUGGUGAUCACUGGUUGGUGUGAUUAGUAAUUUGCUUACUAUAAAAAACAUUGUAAUAGUGAUAUUCCAAUCAUAGAAAUAUGGGGUGUUACAUCAUUCAUCAUCAUUUAACAUCUGUCUUCCAUGCUCUCUAGAGAAAGAUUUGAAUUUAUAAAUAAUGAAAUGAAGUAGAGAAAUUUAUACAAAUGAGAGCAACAACAGUGGUGAAUGUUUUUUUAUUACUUUAAUGAAGUAGAUUAUAGAAUCAUUGCCAGAACCACUAACCAUCUUAGAUGGUGUUAUUGCCUUAAGCUUCUCAUUACCUUAGUGAUUUCUGUUGGAAUACACAGCCUUUGUUUCAAUUAAUUUUCAAAAUAAUGAAGAA